AUGUGGAAACCAUUUGAAGCUGGUAGUUCUCCAAUUGAUUGGUGUGAACGUAAUUACAGUAUUUCUUCUAGUAUUGCAGAAUUUAUGAAUACGGUUUGUAUUUUACAAUAAUAUAAAUCAAAAUUCUUCUUUUCUUUGUUGUUUAUAUAACAUAUAUUUCUAAGAUAUUAAAUAAUUAUUGUACUUUUAUUUACAGUUAAGUAAUGUAGUAUUUUUGUUACUUCCUCCUAUUUUAAUGCAUCUCUUUAGAGAUUAUGGUCGAUUUGUGAAUCCUGGAAUUCAUAUAAUUUGGUUUUUACUGAUGAUAGUAGGUCUUAGCAGUGCAUAUUUUCAUGCUACUUUAUCCCUGAUAGGACAAUUGUUAGAUGAAUUAGCAAUUUUAUGGGUAUACAUGGCUGGUUUCUGUAUGUUUCUUCCAAGAAGAUAUUUUCCAAAUAUUUUACAUAAUGAUAGAAAACUUCUUGCCAUAUGUGCAACUUUACCAACUCUUGUUGCAACUGGCUUAUCAUUUAUACAUCCUGCAAUAAAUGCAUUUGCUUUAAUGAGCCUUGGUAUACCUGCAUUUGGAUUUAUGAUCAUUGAGUUAAAAAGACUGGGUUUACGAUGUGGUGCUGUAUGGUUAUUAGCAGUUGCUUGUUGGCUAAAUGAUCGUUUAUUUUGUGAUACUUGGUUAAACUUGAAUUUCCCUUAUUUACAUGCACUUUGGCAUUUGUUUAUUUUUAUCGCAAGUUAUACAGCAGCUGUACUUUUUGCAUAUUUCUCUGUGAAAGAGGAAAAGCCACAGCAAUCACCAGUACUAAAAUAUUGGCCAAAGGAUGAUUUUGAACUUGGUAUACCAUAUGUGCAUCACAUUGGUUGUUCUUGUUUUCAAACCGUCAUGCCGGUAACGCCCUAGAUCUUAUAAUAAUUAGUCAUCUCGUGGAAUAUGCAAUGCUUAAUAUACUUUAA
Messenger RNA from Heterotrigona itama, 948 nucleotides. NCBI's taxonomy places the organism in Eukaryota, Metazoa, Arthropoda, Insecta, Hymenoptera, Apidae. The record is from the annotation of a GenBank genome assembly.